AUGCCAAGUUUAGAAAGCCACUUUUCUGCUGGCCUUGGAAGAUAUUGUCUUUGGAUAAUAGGAAAUGCAUCAACUUUGAGCAACAGCGACUCAGUAUGGGGAAAAGUAGUUCUUGAUGCUAAGAAAAAGGUCUGCUUCCACAAUGCUGAUGAUGAUAAGCAGUUGGCUCGGGCUAUUGAGGAUGCCUUGCUUGAGCUUGAACUACUCGACAAAUUCGAGACCCCAUUUAAGAAACUCAGUCUAGGGAACAAGCCAGAGACAGGUGUUAUUUCCUCCAGUGGCUAUGUGGUUUGGGUUUCCUCUGCUUUGGGUCCCUAUUGGGGGUUUCAGCAAGGAUGGAUGAAGUGGCUGAGUGGGGUGAUAGAUAAUGCUUUAUACCCAGUUCUAUUUCUUGAUUAUCUGAAGUCAGGAAUCCCUGCAGUAGGUGGUGGCUUACCUAGAGUUGUUGCAACCUGGGGUCUGACAAUACUUCUCACUUAUUUGAACUAUAAGGGUUUAACCAUUGUGGGAGGGAUUGGUGUUUGUUUAGAGAUUUUCUCACUCCUACCUUUUGUGGCUAUGGGGUUGUUGGCAAUUCCAGACUUAGAACCUUCAAGAUGGGCUGUGACAAACCUAAAUGAUGUUGACUGGAACUUGUAUUUGAAUACUCUAUUUUGGAAUCUUAAUUAUUGGGACUCCAUAAGUACUCUUUCUGGAGAAGUGGAAAAUCCAAAGAAAACUCUUCCAAAAGCUCUGUUUUUUGCUCUGAUCCUAGUAGUUCUGAGUUACUUCUUUCCUCUUCUAGUUGGUACGGGUGUUGUUCCCGUCAACCGUCAGUUGUGGACCGAUGGGUACUUCUCAGAUAUUUAA
Gastrolobium bilobum is the source of this 849-nucleotide messenger RNA. Its product is annotated as probable polyamine transporter At1g31830. Gene Ontology annotation, cellular component: membrane. The transcript is spliced from 3 exons. Gene Ontology annotation, molecular function: transmembrane transporter activity. Gene Ontology annotation, biological process: transmembrane transport. Bases 1 to 849 code for a protein of 282 amino acids. The record is from RefSeq and is a predicted model, not a curated record. Lineage: Eukaryota; Viridiplantae; Streptophyta; Magnoliopsida; Fabales; Fabaceae.